GUCGUCAUUUGAAAGUUGUCUAAAAUGACAAAUCAAAAUAAAUACACUUUUAAAUAUUUUUGUUAAAUUUAAAUUGUUAUUUGAAGCAAAUUUUACGUAAUUCAAUGCGUUUUUGAAUUAAUACCGAAGUUAUUUAGGUUGACGUUUUGGUAACUCAAAGUCGAUUAAACAGAUAUGUCUCCAGAAAUUAAUGGAAACCCGCCAAGUGUUACAAAACGAAAGAAAAAUCGCGAGAAAAAGGAAGCAACCGAGUCGAUGAAUAACUUUGACUUGAACAUGCCAAGCUGUAAUUAUUUUCCUGUUAAUACCCUUCCAUAUCAGAAUUAUGAGGUCCCUAAUAACUACUAUUCUUUUAUCAAUUGUAAUUCCACUGAACCAAUGUCAUUGCCUUUGUACCCUAUAAGUUAUCAAGGUUACACUUGUCCAAGAAGUUAUAUAGGAAGUGUAAGUAAUGUUUCAAGAAAUUCUACAUUGUCCAAUCAGACCUACAACAUAAAUCCUGAAGUGGUAGAUUAUUUAAGUCUGCCAGUAGUGAAUGUUGACCAGAACGAUGAAUCUAAACGCAGAUUUUCUGAUCCUGGAUUACCAAAUGAAAGUGAUUCAAGCUCGAAUUCCUUUGACGAGAGAACCGUUCGUAAAUUAACUCAACAAGUGAAUUCAUUGAAAGAAAGCAACCAGAAACUUUCUAGAGAAGUUAUGGAACUACGCAUCGAAUUGAACCUGCUUAAGAAACAGCAUAAUGUCAGGCAUUUUGACAGGGAUUACGAACCGGGAAUGAUAACGGACGUAAUUAGGGAAGUUAGGGAAGCAGCUAGGGUUCGAGAAGAUGCAUUACUAGCUCGUGUAAAACACAUAAUAGAAGAAAAGCAUUUAGGUGUGAAUCAUAUGAAUUUGGUAACUGAGAAGAAUAGGAAUAAUGACAGAAUCUCCAAACUUGAGGAGCAGUUGAAGAGUCUUACAGUGAGUAAUAACUCAAGGUCUGACGAUUCGAUCAUCUUAAACACAUCGUUAUCGGAGGACAAAAACAAAUCUGCUCGACAAGUUUUAGAUCUGGAACGGGAAGCGUUACAAUUAAGAAGAGAAUUGCAGGACACUAGGGCCAAGAAAGAAGAAGCCGACCACAAGCUUUUACAAUUGUCUAGUAUGUUACGUCGUAGCGAUGUUACACCAUCCGAUCCGUCCGAAGAUGGAAAAACAUCCGUAGACAGUCUUUCCACCAUAACAAGCACGUCAUCGGUAGCUCCACCCCUCAGAGUGACUUUAUCAGGACCUGUAACAGACUUGUAAUCUCAAGACAAUAUUCGACGAUCUAAGCUCUCUAUUUGAAAACAAGACUUAAUAGAUAUGGUUGAAGACAAGGUAAAACUAAAAUGAAAUAUAAGGUUGUAAUUUCAAGCAUUCCAUUGUUAUGUUUAUAAGCUUAUAUAAUCUAAAUUUACACAUUUUUUUUCAUAAAUUUGGUAGUAGUGUGGGGCAUCUGUGUUACCUUAGGUAUUUGUAAAUGUUUCUUUUGUUGGUGCUAGAAAAGUUAAAGAUAGUAUUUUUUAGUCUUUAUAAAUAACAAAAAAAAAACACAAAUCUGAAAAAAUACUUUAUCUAAAACUAAUGGUGAUACAGGGUGGCCGAAUGUUUAAUAUAGGGUUUUCUUUUUUGAGAUUUCUACUGAUUUUUUUUUUGGAGAUAUACAGUAGGAUUGAAAUAUAUUUGUACACUUGUAUGUUGUGUCUUUUUUGAUCACAUUUUAAAUAUAACAUAAUAUCGGAAUCUAUCAUAAACUUAUAUACCCAGGGGUUUUUAAAAUACGAUAAUUCUUAAACUAUAAUUCUCAGCACAUUUAAAGCUCUAUCAAAAUUAUAAAUAUCAUUUUUCCACUAUCAUUUUUUUUUAAUGAAAUACGAUUUGUUGUUUGAAUUUUUUGCUGUAACUGCUAGUAAACGCCACGAAUAUUUGGGAGUGAUUCAUCGGUCGCUACCAUGUGAACUAAUCUGUUCAAGGUCACAUAAAACUUAAUUCCAGUGCCGUGGUGUUUAAAGUCAUAUAAUAAUCAAUAUAUAAUCUGAGGUAAUUUGUUGUUUUAAGUUCAAAGUCUUGUGAAAACAUAUAUUUGGUUAUAAAUAUAAAAUGGAAAGCCCUAUUGGUCGCACAGCAAUAGACUGACGCAUAAAAACGAAUCAAUCAAAGAAACGCGAUAUAGUAUCGUCUUUGUCAAUCACGCUAACAUUUUAGAAUAAGUAGGAGGAGCGCAGGCAGAUGAUUAGACCGGGCCUUUAAA
Molecule: messenger RNA, 2272 nt
Organism: Sitophilus oryzae (rice weevil)
Lineage: Eukaryota; Metazoa; Arthropoda; Insecta; Coleoptera; Curculionidae
Exons: 4
Coding region: 175-1287 (370 amino acids)
Source: RefSeq, a predicted model, not a curated record